ACGCGCAAACACAACAGGACACACUGGAGACCACACCGCCGUGCACGAACCGCUCCCGGAGACCAACUCUGGCUACAAAGACCUUACGGAUUACUCGGUUUGCUUCAGCCUCAUGACCGCGAGCGAACGACCAGAAGCGGCCAUGGAUUUUUUCAACCACAACUACUUGAAUGCGCGCGGCCCGUAUGACUAUACUUUUAAUUUCUGGAACGACUACCUUGGCCUGACGACGUUGGUGACGAAGAACAACAAGCUCAGCAUGCCCCAGAACCCGAACUCCAUCACAGAGUCCCUUAAAGCCACCCUGGGGCUGGACGACUCCCCGCCGUGUCCGUGCGUAAUCGCGGGCGGCGUUGGGGAGAGCGGUCACCUGGACUGCUGCUGCCCGUCCGGGAGCCCCCCGCCGGCCUCCAUCCUGGAGCUGAAGGAGCGCUUCUCGAUCCUCAGCCCCUUCCAGAACCAGCUCGGCGCGCAGCUGCCGGAGCGGGACGCGGGCUUCGGCGGGAGCUUCGCCGGGUUCGACCUGUUCGGCAUGGAGAGGAAGAUGCGCAAGCCCGCCUCCAGGGGCAAGCAGGAGCCCAAAAUCUGCGUCUUCUGCCGAAAUAACGGCGCGCCCGAGGAGGUGUACGGCUCUCACGUCCUGAAGACCCCGGACGGCCGGGUCGUGUGCCCGAUCCUCCGGGCCUACACCUGCCCCCUGUGCAGCGCCAACGGGGACAAUGCGCACACGAUCAAAUACUGUCCACUGUCAAAAGACCAGCCAUCCCAGCGACCGUUAAAGGGAGGGAGGGCUGUGGGUGGUAAGAGGAUGAAAAUAUUCUAAACAAGCAUGACUAUAAAGUAAAUUGAAUUGCACUGAACUAUUUUCCAGAUGACUGUUUUGAGUUCGGCUUUAGCCCUUAUCCCAGUUUCAUAAACAUAUUGAUUUUAUCCUUUUAUUUCUCUAAGAUCUCUUAUAUUUUUAUAGUUCCUUUAUCCACAUAGAACAAUUUUAUGCUUUAUACAUUGGAUUUAUUUUUCUCGCUAGUUUAUAGUCAUUUGAGCGUGUGCAUAUAAAUACAUGUAUCAAUAAUCACAAAGUGUGAAGAGAAGUAUUUUGGUCGUCGACAUUGGCAAAAGGGGACGAAUGUCACAUUUCUACCAAGUAUUUUUGUACGGUGAGCUAUAAGCUCGCUGUGAUCUUUUCUUUCUCGUCUUAGAAAACCAAAGUUAUGUUUGCCAUUAAAGAAGCUUAAGAAUGUGUCAUUGACGAGUGCUCAUGUGUGUCUGACUGGAGGAGGAACUCUUUGGUCCCAUCUGCUUGCCUGCCAAAAAAAAAAAAAAAAAAAAAAAAGAAGAAAAAAACCUCCACAACAUAUUUUCCAACUUGCUUUCAAAGUUGACAUUCAAUCUGCGAGGCAGGAAGAAAAAAAAGAAAGAAAGAAGAAGAAGAAACAAUGUGGCCUCUGUUUAGGGCUCAUGUUCUCUGGAGGACAUUAGAAUCAUUUGUUGCCAAGCCAAACGUUUACUCCAACCCUCCGACGUCUUCUGGCUUCACGCGGAGUCAGAAACCAGAGGUCUAGCCUGCGUUCCUUUAUGUUUACAUUCCCCAUCGAGGGCGACACACUGGAUUCCCUUUGCUCCGGCAGGCCUCGCUUUCUCUACGUGCUGUUUUCUGUUUGUCUUGGUUCGGUCUUGUCACUCGGAGCGCGGGGCGGGGGGGGGGAGGGGGGAGGGGGGGGGGUGACAAAGAGCAAAUGAAUGUUAGCAAACAACAACAACAUGUUAUCCCGAUAUUUCUUUUCCUGACGAACACACCCCCCCCCCCCCC
This is a messenger RNA of Pungitius pungitius (ninespine stickleback), 1810 nucleotides long. RefSeq names its product nanos homolog 1 (gene nanos1). The transcript has a single exon. Gene Ontology annotation, biological process: negative regulation of translation; oogenesis. Lineage: Eukaryota; Metazoa; Chordata; Actinopteri; Perciformes; Gasterosteidae. Gene Ontology annotation, cellular component: perinuclear region of cytoplasm. The record is from RefSeq and is a predicted model, not a curated record. Gene Ontology annotation, molecular function: zinc ion binding; mRNA binding. The coding region runs from base 113 to 823 and encodes 236 amino acids.